Messenger RNA from Menidia menidia (Atlantic silverside), 3555 nucleotides. The record is from the annotation of a GenBank genome assembly. Lineage: Eukaryota; Metazoa; Chordata; Actinopteri; Atheriniformes; Atherinopsidae.
AUGAAUAGUUUUGAGAAGCUGUCGUACCUUAAACCAAUAACUGACCCCUUCUUGGACCCUUUACUGUUUGCCUCCGGAGCAAAUCGUUCUGUUGACGAUGGCAUCAACAUCAGCCACCACCACAUACUAAUGCACAUGGACCAGCCGAGCUCCUACGUCAGGGUCCUGUUCAAGGAUUAUAGCUCGGCCUUCAACAAAAUUCUAUCAGACCAUUUAGGAUUGAAUUCUUCUGAGCAAAGCGCCUCAUCAGAUGUGAACACUCUGGUUUGGGAUCAAAGCUCUGCUUUUGAAAACGCUCACUCUUCCCCAUCUGCUCGAAGUAAUUCACUUCUGGAUCAGCUGGAAGCACGAAUCAAGGAGCUCAAAACAUGGUUGCGAGAAACAGAGCUCCUCAUCUUCAACUCUUGCCUGAGACGGGACAGAGACAUGUCUAACCAGAUGCAAAAUUUCAAGGUGAGCCCCAGGACUGAGGUGGGCCCAGAUGCAGAGCAGCAUCGAGAGGCCCUGCAGCUGUUGUCAAUCAACCUGGAGAGGAGGUGGGAGGCAAUUGCGAUGCAGGCGUUGCAGUGGCAAAGCAGACUGAAGAAAGAGCUGGUAGAGCAGCAGGUUUUUGGAAAUUCUUCGGAUCUGGGUUUAGAGGAUCACUGCAAGAAUAGCCCAAAUGAUCCAGUUGCGCAGACACCAGAGGAGUCCUGGGAAUGGGAUGAAACAGAUAUGACAAUCACAGAAGCAGAGAAACAAGAAGUUGUAGAAGCUGAUCUUAUGCACAACUUUGCUACAAAACUAAAGCCAGCUGCAGAGAGCGAUCUGUUUAUGAGAAAUCAAGGUCCGACUAGUGUGAGGAAGGAAUCUUCUUCAGAGGUUCAGCACAUCGUAAAUUCCCAAACCAUUCCCCAAAACAAUAAUAACAUUUAUCCAGUUUACAGCAUCCAUAAUGUUGAAUUGUACAAGCAGCCACAGCUCCCUCUUUCUUCCCCAUUAAUGCCUAUAAGGAAAGCAGGAAAAACAAAACAGCAACUUCUUAAGAGCUUCAGUAAGGAUUCCUCAUUCUCUUCCAUUGAAUCCCUCCCUGAUCUCUUAGGAGGGUUGAUGUCAAAGGGCCAAACAGAAGAGAGGAUUAUCAGCAACCAAUAUGACAGUGAGGGUGGCAGAGGCAGUGGAAAAUCUGAAAACAGCCGACGUUCAGAUUGUGAGAGUGGGAUAGUGAGUGACACAGGAGAUACAGAAAUAAUUAUAACAAAUGGAAUCCAACAUGAAAAAGAUGAUCAGAGUGAAGAAGAGGAGAAUGAUGGCAAACAGAAAAAGUUUGAAUUAUUAGUUGGGUAUCUGCAAAAGAAUCCUGUGACCAAGUAUAAUCAAAGAAGCAAGACAGAACUGAAUAAGAAGGAGAAAGGAUGGAAGAGAAACGAGUUAAGAAGUGAAACAAGAAGAAAGGGAGAAGAAGAAAAGAGGAAGAAGUACAGGAAAGGCGGAGGUGAGGCCGUUGAAAUCUUUAUAAAUGGACAUGGAAUCCUUACUCCAGCUGAUUCUGACUCCGACUUUGAUGUGGAAGGAACCGCGACUAGGUCUUCCACAUCCUUCAUGCGCCACGGUGAUAUCAGAGACUUACACUCCAACCAAAAUAAUUGUUUGGAGAUCCCUUUUGCUCUCCAACAUCAGGCAUCAAGUUUGAUUACAUCUGAUACUUCAUCUCUAGAGUCCCUUCUGGAUAUCAGUGUGGACCUGUUUUCCUCCAAAGAUAUGCUGCAACCUGCAGGUUCUUUGGAAAACGUCUUGAUUCCAUGCCACCAAAAUGAUGAAGAGAUGGGAGACAGCAUUGUCAGUCUCACUGAACUGAAUCUGAAACAAAAACAAGGAAAUAAUGGCAGUGAACAAAUGAAAGAAAAAAACACUGACAUUGAACAAGAAGAGCCAUCCACUGGAGAACUGAGCCGAAGAACUCUUGAUCUACUGAAACGUCUGGAGAACAUCCAGAGUCCUCUCGAAACAAAGAUGACCCGCAGUGUUUCUGAUAUGACACUUCUAAACAUCUCCACACAGAAGACUCAACUCCCAGUGUCCCCAUCUCUUGGUGGACGAGAGAGCCCACUCUCUGGAACUGCAUGCUUUUCACGGAAAGAGCUACCAUCAGUAAUCAAUGAAAGUUCAGUUACAUCAUCAUUAACCGAAAUGAGUAGCACAGAGGACUCAUCUCUAGGGUCUGAAGAUUUCACCGUGCUUAGAAACCACCAUCAACUUGUCUUAGAUUCACCCAUACCAGCUAAUUGCGACUCAAUCUCUUAUGGAAAACAUUUUCACAAUAACAGCCAAAGAGGGCAAGGUAUAGAGGAAGCAGAUGCAGCAAGUUUGAGUAUGGUGGUCAAUGUCUCUUGUACAUCAGCAUGCACAGAUGAAGAUGAGGACAACAGUGACCUCCUUUCCUCCUCCACACUGACACUUACAGAAGAGGAACUUGGUCUUCAGGACAAAGAAAAGGAAGAGGAGAGUUUGAGUGGUGCAUCUACUGGUGUUGAGGAUGAUGACGCUGAGGAAAUGGAAGGUUCUUAUGAGUUUGGGGUUGAGUGUAUGAAAACGGGGCUACAGAGUUGGAUCAGAUAUCCUAACAGUUCCUCUUCCUCAAUCUCUAAAACAGAGAGAGAUCUCGGGGAUGAGUUCAAAUGUGGGAGCAGUCUGCCCUCCUUCACACCACCCUUCCUGCAUAAAAAGCCAUUCAGAUUCCUAAAUUCCUCGGGUCCUAAGUUCAUAGAAAUCAACAAAAAAGGGCAAAAAAAUGACAAAAACCAAAGGAAAAGAGAAAAGGAAGAGGACAGAAGAAAUACAACAAGAAGCUACAUAAGCCAGUUUGUAGAUGAUGUGGAAAAUGGAAAUAUAGACCAGAGCUAUUUCAAAAGGAAGGAUGAAGAUGAUGAGUUCCUUCAAGAAGAGUCAACCGUGUUUGUUAUGAAAGAAGAGUCUCCAAGGGAGUUCGAGAUUCAAGAUGUAAAGAAUUUGAAAGUAAAAACACAUUCAAAUCCUACACAUCAUCUUUGUUCAUCACCAUCUUCUGAGGACCUUCCUUUCCCAUUUAAAUGUGCUUCCUCUUUGGUGGGACAGCUGAGGGGAGAGUUACCAUGUCACAGCACCACCAUCCCUUCGCCCCCUUCCCUCUCCCCAGUUAAGGACUGUAGAUCAUGCAAUGGAUUGCAUAACAACAAACCAGUAGUUGGAGGAAGGAAAGCUAUCACAAUUCAAGAAAAGUUCAAAUUCUCAUCAUUUGCUACAGAGGAGACUAGGAAAGAAAUCAGAGCAAAUGAUUUGGCUCCUCCCAAAAGAUGGAACAAAUCUCACUCCUUGUGCUGCAGACAUCCACCCUCCUCCCUCUUUUCUAGUAAUGUAGCUGCUAGCAAGAAAGAGGAUGUGCAUGACUUUGCAAUGGAGAUUAUUGACAUGGCCCAAAUGGCAAUGAAAAGCAAAGACAACCAAGCUGAAGAACCAAAUCAGAGUGAGACCAGUACGUCUGUACCCAACCAAGUUCCUACAUCACUAGGACAGAUAAGAGACAAGGUAGAGUAUUAA